Molecule: messenger RNA, 1590 nt
Organism: Phytophthora sojae
Lineage: Eukaryota; Oomycota; Peronosporomycetes; Peronosporales; Peronosporaceae
Exons: 1
Coding region: 1-1590 (529 amino acids)
Molecular function (GO): calcium ion binding; protein binding; peptidyl-prolyl cis-trans isomerase activity
Source: RefSeq, a predicted model, not a curated record
AUGGGGGACGAAGCUUCGACCCCGGUCGAGCGUAUGGAAGGCAACGUGGACGAGGUGCAGGAGGCGCGCGAGCAGCAGGCGGCGGCGUGUCUGCAGCGCAUGUUUCGCUGUCGGAAGGCGCGACUGCGGCUGCGGCAGAUGCUGGCGUCCGUGUUCGAGAAGUUCUACGACGCCGACUCGGGGCUCUACUACUACCUGGACAAGCGCACGGGCGAGACGACGUGGGAGAAGCCCCGGGUGCUGCGUGGCGACGACGACAUCGAGUUGACGGCGGUGUACGACGGGAAGGAGGAGGCGACGUCCGAGGCUGAGCCGACGAAUUCCCUGCAGGUGGUUGAUCUGGACAAGGAGGAGAAUCACGAGACCGACGAGGAAGAAGAGGAGGAGGCUGAAGAAGGAGAAGAAAACGCCCAAGAAGAGAAGUAUCUGGGCUACUCGGCGCAGGAUCUGGAGCUGGCGCGGGAGCAGUUCGCGCACUACGACACGGAUUCCAGCGGGUCCAUCAACGCCAAUGAGCUGCACAAGCUCUUCACGAACCUCGGCGAGCAGCUUACGUUGAACAACGUGCGUGAACUCAUCAAGGCUAUCGACACGGACGGCAACGGCGAGGUGGACUUCGACGAGUUCCUGCAUCUGCUACGCAAGCAGCAGGACAAGAACCAGUACUCUGCAUCUCUGACGCUGGCGUUGAUGUUCGGACCCAAGGAACUGACCAAGCUCAAGCAGCAGUUCAUGAUCCUGGACAUUGACGGCAGCGGCGCUAUCGACGAGAGCGAGUUGCAGCAGCUGGUGAAGAAGCUGGGGCGUCGCGCGGACGAGUUCGACCUUCCCGCCAUGAUGCGCGAGGUGGACGCGGACGGUAGCGGCUCAAUCGGCUUCAACGAGUUUCUGCAGAUCGUGGCGACCAUGACCAAGGACGACGGACCAAAGUCGGCGUUCGCGGCGCUGCUGAACCUCGGUAUCGCCCAGGGGCUGCUCAACGGACUGGACGAGGUCGUGCAGGCUUCGCGUGAGAAGAUCUUCGAGUGGCUCAACUCCGACCUCAUCGCCGAGCAGAAGAGGUUGGCACUCAAGCGGGAGCGUCGUCGACGCCAAGAAGAAGAGCGACAGCGUCAGCUGGCGAAAGACCGAGAGAUGUACGCAAAGCACCAGGCAGAACUCGCUGCGCUUGAGCGCGCGCGCCACGCGCAGAUUGAAGGCUUGAUGAUCGACGUCGAGUUCGAAGGGGACGGCCGCAACUUCCCGAUCCCGGGGCAAUUCGCGCGCGUGCACUACGUCGCGAGCUUUGAGCGCACUGGAGAAGUCUUCGAGUCGACUAGAGCGCGGUGUGGUAGUGCACUCGAGUUUUGCGUGGGCGCUGGGCAUACGAUCGCAGGUUUCGACUUGGCGUUGCAGCACAUGAGCGUGGGCGAGACAGCGCGAGUUGUCAUUGCCCCUGCGCUGGCCUACGGCGUGAAAGGCCGACCCCCACGUAUCCCACCGAAUGCUGCCCUGGUGUUCCGCAUAGAGCUCAUCAGUAUCAAGGAGAAGCUCCAGUCGUCGGUUGGCGGUGCCGCUGUGACGCCCGUGCAGCGACUACGGAAUCGGUAG